Molecule: messenger RNA, 2416 nt
Organism: Cottoperca gobio
Lineage: Eukaryota; Metazoa; Chordata; Actinopteri; Perciformes; Bovichtidae
Product: CASP8 and FADD-like apoptosis regulator
Exons: 10
Coding region: 454-1863 (469 amino acids)
Biological process (GO): regulation of apoptotic process; proteolysis
Molecular function (GO): cysteine-type endopeptidase activity; protein binding
Source: RefSeq, a predicted model, not a curated record
UGAUGAUGGGUUCUUUUACUCUCCAAUGCUGCCUCAUCUGCCGUUUUAAAUGUUAAUAAGUCAUUAAAAAAAGGGUUUGAAUUAAUCAAGUCUGUAGUUUUAAGUGUUCUGCCUUUAAGUUUUGUUAUCGCCGCCUUGUUUAGCUUUCACUUUCACUUUAGUUAUCACAGUGAAUUGUACAGUUUAUAAAACCUAGGCUAAUUAGGGCAUUUUUUACGCACCUAUCGUGUGGUCAAGAGCGGGGAUCCAUGGAUAUUUUUCAGUAACUCGGCGUGCACUAUUUAAGGAAUUUAUCUUUAGCCUACGUCUACAUUGUAGAGGGACUUUCCUAGAAGUUGUAUGAGUGCGUCAUAUUUCCUGUGUGUGUGUUUCCUGCAAUAUACGUUUCUCUUUAAUUUGAUUUUGUGUUGGAAUUCGACGCUGUGAGCUCUCACUCUUCUUCUACCAAAGAUCAUGGCUCUUUCGGACCAGAGACAGCUUCAGGCUAUUAAUCAAACAGUCGAGGCUCUUAGCAGCUGUGAACGCAGGAGGCUGUUUUACCUGUGUGAAAUACCUGUCACGGACAACAGUGCGACUUGUAUGAAGGAGAUGCUGAAAUCUAAAGUGAUGUGCCAUGAGAGGGGAUACCUGUUUCUGGCAGAGCUGAUGUUGCAACUGAGACGUUUUGACAUCCUGAGGAAGGUGUAUAACACCAGCAGGGAGGAGGUGGAGAUGACUCUGAAACACAGGCAGGUCCUGCCAAGAUUUAGAGUAUUGAUGGCUAAUAUAAAUGAGGAUAUGGCCAAUGAAGACCUGACCAGUGUGAAAUUCUUGUUAGACACCACAUUAUCCCGUGAGAACAUGGAACAAGCAAAGAGUUUCCUGGAUGUGAUCAUUGAACUUGAGAAGCUCGAUAAAGUUUCACCUGAAAGAGUCGACGUUGUAGAGGAACUAUUAAGAAACAUUGGCAGAGUCGACUUAGCCAAAAAAGUGUCUGCAUACAAGAUGUCAGUUCUAACACCUGAAAGACAUUCAUCUCAGCAGCAAAGUCACAGAGCUCCAUGUCCAUUCACCUCUCCAAAUGGUUCCCAUUCUCUGCAGCAAACAAGACAAGCAGAGUCCUUCCACAUUGCCACAGAAAACACACCAGUGCCCAUACACAGAGAGCAGCACUGUCAGAGUCAACUAGAUUUGUACAAAUUUAACACAAAUCCCAGAGGACUUUGUGUUAUCAUAGACUGCGUGGGUAAUGACGGAGAAAUGUUGGAACAGACAUUUAAGGCUCUUCACUUCAAAGUGGCCCUCUUCAAAUGGCUGAGUGUGGAUGACACUCUUAUGGCUCUCAGAGGGAUAUUCAGCCAGAGAGAGAACCUUGUACACGACUGCUUUGUGUGUUGCAUCAUUAGCCGGGGUACGGCAAACCAUCUCCUGGGUACAGACUCGUACGGCUCAGGUCUACUUCUGGACAAUGUCAGACGUCUUUUCACUGGUGAUGCAUGCCCCAUGCUGGCAGGCAAGCCCAAACUGUUCUUCUUCCAGAGGUACAGCGUCCCAGAGUUUCUGCCCCAUGCCAGGAUGGAGCACCGGGAUGAGGAUCUGGAGACAGAUGGGUUUCCCAGAUGUGAUAUCAUCCCUACAGAUGCAGAUGUGUUCUGGAGUCACUGCUGGACGGAUGAAUGUCAACUGGAGCAAGGACACCAUCGCUCCAUUUACCUGAAGGCUCUGACAGAUGCCUUACAGAAAGGUCAAAUAAGGAAAACACAUCUGGUUGAUGUUCACACAGAGGUGAAUAGGGCCAUCUUUGAACAUAACUCAAGGAAUCCUGGAGCAAGCUACCACAUCGAUCUGAAACAUACUUUAAGGAAAGAUCUUUACUUAAAAUAGAGGAUUACAAUACUGCCAGUCAUGUAUUAAUCUAGCAUAUUCCUUCUUUUUACUGUGUAUGCAGUGACAUCUACUGGUGGUAAGAACUGAUGAAGCAAAGUUUAUUUAACAGUUUGUUUUUAAUGUGUAUUUAUUUCAAAAUUCCUUUUCGAUAUAUAUAUUAUACUAGUUUAAUAACUGACAUACAAAUGUUGUUUGCACAAGACAUGCAACGUUUUAAUCAUACACAACUGUAUAUUUUUAUGUAUCUAUGUAAUCUUAUUUUAUUAUUUUCUUGAAGCAGCUAUAACCGAUAAGUAGUGUAUUCAUGUGUUCUUUGUUCUUAUUAUCCGUAUACUUAUUUUGUAACCUAUAAAAUAUGGUUAUUAGUUGAAUGAAGUAAACUAACUCUUUAAUUAAUUAAUUAAGUUUGUUGAAUUCAAUAGUGGCAUUACAUAUUAUUCUAAUAAUUGAUUUCAUGUCAAACAACUUUAAAAUAUACUUUAUGUAAAUCAUUUGAAAAUGUUCAUUUUAUAUCCCUUUUUAAAGGUCAAAUUAAAUCACUUUGAAACAA